Molecule: messenger RNA, 6757 nt
Organism: Tachyglossus aculeatus (Australian echidna)
Lineage: Eukaryota; Metazoa; Chordata; Mammalia; Monotremata; Tachyglossidae
Gene: CSRNP3
Product: cysteine and serine rich nuclear protein 3
Exons: 7
Coding region: 355-2106 (583 amino acids)
Biological process (GO): regulation of transcription by RNA polymerase II
Cellular component (GO): nucleus
Molecular function (GO): DNA-binding transcription factor activity, RNA polymerase II-specific; sequence-specific DNA binding
Source: RefSeq, a predicted model, not a curated record
GGCCAAAGGAGGAGUAAACGCUCCUGUCGGCGCUGACCAGGCUGAAGGAGAGCAGCCCAAUUUUCGCAGGUACAUGUGACAGUGUUGCAGCUAUGAGUGGAAUUUUAAAGAGGAAGUUUGAAGAAGUUGAGGACGCCUCAUCCUGCUCCUCGGUGUGGGAAUCAGAUGAUGAAGUUUCUAGCUGUGACGGAACAGGCAGUGGCGAAAGCGUACGUCCACCCACUUUUAAGCAUUUUACCCGAAAAAUUAAGGAAAUAUCCACAGAUUGAAAACAUGGUUUUAGCAGCUUGAAAAUCUGCUGGGAAAAACUGGAGUUUGUGAAAAGUGUAAGGUACAUGUGACAGUGUUGCAGCUAUGAGUGGAAUUUUAAAGAGGAAGUUUGAAGAAGUUGACGGCGCCUCACCCUGUUCCUCCGUGCGGGAAUCAGACGAUGAAGUUUCUAGCAGUGAAAGUGCUGACAGUGGCGAUAGUGUCAACCCAUCCACUUCCAAUCAUUUCACCCCAUCGUCAAUCUUGAAAAGGGAGAAGCGCCUGAGGACGAAGAAUGUUCGCUUCAGUUGUGUUACCGUGUAUUACUUCACCAGGAGGCAAGGCUUCACCAGUGUGCCCAGCCAAGGAGGAAGCACUCUGGGCAUGUCCAGUCGCCAUAACAGUGUACGCCAGUACACCCUCGGUGAAUUCGCCACGGAACAGGAGAGGCUCCACAGAGAGAUGUUGAGAGAGCACCUUAGGGAAGAAAAACUGAACUCUUUAAAAUUGAAGAUGACGAAAAGCGGCACGGUGGAAUCUGAGGAAGCCAACACUCUCACGCUGGAUGACAUUUCUGAUGAUGAUAUUGAUUUAGACAAUACAGAGGUGGAUGAGUACUUUUUCCUCCAGCCUCUGCCAACGAAGAAACGGAGGGCCCUGCUGCGAGCCUCUGGCGUGAAAAAGAUUGACGUGGAAGAAAAACACGAGCUGCGGGCCAUCCGUCUCUCGAGGGAGGAUUGCGGCUGCGAUUGCCGGGUGUUCUGUGACCCGGAAGCCUGCACUUGCAGUCUUGCGGGCAUCAAGUGCCAGGUGGAUCGUAUGUCCUUUCCCUGUGGUUGCACUAAAGAAGGGUGUAGUAAUACAGCAGGUAGAAUUGAAUUCAAUCCCAUCCGGGUCCGGACUCACUUUUUGCACACGAUAAUGAAGCUUGAACUGGAAAAGAACCGAGAGCAGCAGGUUCCGGCCCUAAAUGGCUGUCACAGUGAGCUGAGCGCUCCCAGCAAUGCCAUGGUUCCAGCCGCACACCCCGUAGAGUAUUCUAUCGCCGAGAACUUUGAGAUCGAAACAGAGCCGCAGGCUGCGGUGAUACGUUUGCCAUCUGCUGAGGAACUGGACUGCCCAGGUGAGGAAGAAGAUGAGGAGGAAGACGGGAGCAGCUUCUGUAGCGGCGUGACGGAUUCCAGCACCCAGAGUUUGGCCCCCAGUGAGUCGGAUGAUGAUGAGGAAGAGGAAGAGGAGGACGAGGAAGACGAGGAGGACGAAAAAGGUGACGAUUUUGUGGAAACGCUGGACGCCCACGCUGAGGUUGUGCCCCUUUCUUCGGUCCUUUGCUAUUCUGACGGCACCGCGGUGCAUGAAAACCACUCUAAAAACACCCCGUUUUACACUAACUCUUCGACUCUGUAUUACCAAAUAGACAACCAUACCCCCGGCACUCCAAACCAGAUUCCUGAGAGCUAUUCUGAAAGGGACACGGUUAAAAAUGGUGCCCUGUCUCUGGUGCCUUAUAACAUGACAUCAGAGCAGUAUGUCGACUACUCGCGGCCAACGGAAGAAAGUUACGGGGGCUCCCAUUACCCGGCAGCCAACCCCUCGGUGAUCGUGUGCUGCUCCUCGUCAGAAAGCGAUAACGGCGUUCCAUGUACUAGCCUCUAUCCCGACCCCCGGGCAAGUCAUCCCCACGUGGAAUUCCACUCUUACUUGAAAGGCUCGGCCCAGGAGGGGUUCGUCUCCACUCUGAACGGUGACAGCCACGUUCCCGACCACCCUGACGAGAAUCCAUUAAGCCUUCCCGAAAAGAGCAGACUGCAUGAGGAAUGCAUCAAAUCUCCAGUGGUGGAGACAGUCCCCGUGUAGCGGGCCGAGUUAUCAUCGAAGCAAGCUCCCAAUUCCAAUGCGCCGUAUCUCGUGCAUUGGAUCGUAGACUCAUCGUUGUUUAAGCUGGGAACUGAGAAAACUUAGACUGCAGGCAAAGUUCAAGACAAUUUUGGUUUUCCUUUUUAGCUACGCAAACGUGGCAUUGCACAAAGACGGUCCCUGUUACGAUUUUAAAACAAAUCGAACUGUUUUGAUAAAAAAAAAACCCGCUAAAUUAAAAAAAAAAAACCAAACAUCCUUCACAGCCGCCUACCUGUCAAACCAUGUGAAAACUGCCACGCGGUGUAGAUCGAAGUUCCAAGUCUUUGAUUGUCGGGCUCGUGCAACAUUGUUACCUGAUACUUGGAAAUGAAAUGGUUUUUGAAUCGUAAUGUUCAGCAUAUUUGAAGAUUAUGGUAACUUUUUAAAUGUAAAAGUAAUUAUUGUAAGAAAAAGGUUUAAUUGUUCCGUAUGUAUUUUAUUUAUGGUAGUUUAGGAAUCAUGUUUUGGUGAAAAUGGACGGCAUGUUCAUUGAUGCUGCGGAUCUAUCGUUCGAGCCCUAGAGCAUGGCCACGCUAAUCACACCUGGACCUCCCUAUGCCUUUUUGGCUCUUUCUCUUAACCUGACCUUCAGACACUUCCCUUAGGGUGAACUAGGCCCUAUUUUUACCACUUUGUACAAGUAAAGGAACCUCUCUGUGCCGACCUAUAUGCUUUUUGUCUAAGGAGGGAGGGAGGACGAUCGGCUCAGAGGGUCGGAGCUGUGCCUUCCCCUGGUUAGUGCCCCAGGAAGAAGUAGAAGGAAUCGCCACUUUUUAAAACAGCAUCUGGACUCUUAGCCUGUUCAGCACCUUUGGCCCCAUGCCUGGCGUCCACAUGCACUUUAGUGCCCCUUUGCAGAGCCUUACGAGGUGGAGUGAUUGAACUGUUGAGGGAGAGGAAGGAGAGCCGGAACUGUGGUGGUGUUCACGUUGUCUCAAAGGAGUCUUAAAAAAAUUGUGAAGGGGCCAGUCAAGCCUUUGCUCAUCCAGGUGGGGACUUGUAUCAGUUCUCAGUAGGAACCAAGCCACACUGUUGCCAGUUUAGAGGAAGUGUGAAACCAAUGUACACUCCGCAACAAAAUUUAUCUUGGAACGCACCGACCUUUAUGAAGUAAUCAAUCUGUCAGUGGUAUUUGCUGAGUGCUUACUGUCAGCAGAGCAUGGUACUAAAUGCUUGGUAGACUACAGUACAAUAGAGUUGGUAGAUAGGAUCACUGCCCACAAGGACCUUGCAGUCUAGAUGGGGUGAGAAAUAAAUGAACAAAUAACUUCAGUUUUGUAAUCAGACUAAAGGCCAUUGCCCAAAUAUUAAGCUAGGCUUACAUUUCUGAAGCAUUUUAAUUUCUCUUGCCGGUGACAAUUAGCAGGAAAAUCCAGAAUGCAUUCUAUGCAUAUCCCAUUACCUCAUGUCUCCUUAACUUUUUUGAAGGGCAGGUAGAAAUACACCACACACUCCUACUCUUGGGGUGUUGCCGUUGGUUUGCUGGAGAAGGACUUUUGGAAUCCCAACUUUCCGUAAAUUGACCUAUGAGAUAGUGUGUGCUACUUUUCUUUAAAUGCAAUAUGACACUUGCUAAUUUAUUUCAGUAUUUUGACCUUCUAGGUAUGUGAAGAAUCACAUAUUCCGUGUCUGUAUGAGAUGUAGACUCUUCUUGAUGUUCAUAAUACCGCAUUGCUUCUUAAUUUUUAUGUCUGUCAGACUUGGUUGGGCGUUUAAGGUUCUGAAGUAAGCAUUUUGUAGAUUUCAGUUCUGAAAAGCGAUUCUUUCAUUCACUAGUUCUUGAGUGUACUUGAAUGAUGUCCACGAUGCCAGUAGAAACACCGUCCUAAAAAGGCGCAUGUUGGAGUAGGGGCAGAAUUAACCUGACAUUGCUUCCAAGCUUAACCUGAUUCGUUAAUUAUAAUUUUUUAAAUCCACUGGGUCAAAAUGAUUUUUUUUUUCACUGUAGUUGAGUCAGAUUAGGGUUUUAAGUUUUCCAAAUGCAAGGCUACAAAUAUGUUCUGUGGUUUUCCAUAGUCACGGUGACCCUAACCUAUCAAGGGUCCACCCUUUGCACCCCUGCAUGAGUAGUUGUAUCAUAUCCAGACCUUUCCCCUUAGCAAUCAGUCACCUCCCUUUCUUUGGAUGGGAACAGGCUUAAAGAGAAGACGACAAAAGGCAUAUGGGUUACUGUUGUGAGGAGUUUUCAUACUUCCCUUCCUUUCCAGAAGGGUUGGAGGAACUCAAAACUUCCACCAAAUAAUAAAAAUAAUAAUUAUGGUAUUUGUUAAGCACUUACUAUGUGCCGAGCACUGUUCUAAGAGCUGGGGUAGGUAAUCAGGUUGUCCCACGUGGGGCUCACAGUCUACUAACUUAAUUUGCUUUCAUGAGUAACCCUCCUAAUCAGCAGCAAGAGCCCAUUCGAUACAUCCUACAGCUCUCCAACAAGGGAAGGUAGUCUUGUCUGUAAAAUGAGGCCAGCUGGAGGCAGCUGUAAAAAGAGUGGCAUGUGCCUCUAAUGUGAAAAUACUACAAUCUAACACAUUCUUGUUGCUGACAUUGGCCUGCUCUGAGUCCUCACCAAAUUCUAGAUGCCACAAGAACACUAAUUUGUCUGCUCAUUGUCAAAGGCAAAGUGGCUUGUUCCAGACCAUUGUGUGUCCCAGUCAACUCUACUCUUCAUAGCUGCCUACUUCUUGGCCAAAUGAGGGAUGGAUUCAUUCCCAGGGGAUGGAGGAAUCUGCUUCCUCCUCCUCUGAGUUUCUUUAGGAGAAAAAGGUCAAUGGCCAAAGCUUGUGGGAAUUUUUUCAUAUCUUGACUGCCUAAUAGGAAGACUGAAGGAAAAACAACACCCCCUCAUCCUGAUCAGUUGAUCAGCGCAAGAGGUGAUAGUCUUCCUCCCGUCAAGAAGGACAGCCAACUAUGCUUAGAAGGCAAAAGUAGUCUCUGAGAAUUUCAGCCUUAGAAAGUUUGGAAGAUCAAGUAUCUUUAGAUGGUCUAAAAUGGCCCAUCUUCCUCCUUGGCUGAGGCUCUACCUUUCACUGACCAAGUAAGCCCUCAUUAAUAGUAUUUCCAGGUGCUGAAGGGAUCGUGGCUUGUUUUAUUAAAUCCUCCCCUCAGUCACGGAUGACUCUUUCGAGAAAUUCAGGUUUAUUGGAAAGUAGGCUGAAGUCCAGGAUCAUUUGAUUGUCCUAUGAUGGAGAUAUUCAAAUCGGUCAGGAGGACUGAGAGGCCAUACCAAGUUUAUAGGCACGGUGGUCGAGAUUUCAUACUGAUGAAAUUGAUGAAAGGAUGAAAUUGCAAAUUAGUUGGAAUUCGUCAGAACCAGGAAGUACAGUAAGCAAAAUCUGUUUUCCCAUUAAAAAUGUACAUCAUUGUAUAGAAAUUAAUGCUAUUUAGAAUCAUUCUAAUUGGAAUUCAUUUCAAUUCUUUGUGCGCAGAUGCCAAUCUAAGGGUCACCGAACAAAAGGCAGCGCAAGGAUGCGGAUGUACUGAAGCUCACUAUUGCUCCUCUGAUCAUUCAAAUCUGGUUUGGGUGGGAGCUUUGGGUUAGAAUGACAUCCUGAAAGAUCAGGUGCUUUAUUUGGAAUUGCUUUUAAAAAGUUAGUUCUGCAUGUGUGAGACCAGAAUAAGAUGGGGAGACUGUGGCAGAUUAAAAAUCAGUUAUAAGCAAUGCAGGAGGGAAAUACAUCUGCUUGGCACGGGGCUCUUUCCUGAUAUAGAAUAGAUUGUCAGUUGAUCAAAAGCUUUUCUUCCAUCAACUUGGCUGGCAUGGGGAGGACCUCUGCAUCAUUAGAGUCAUCUUGAAACCCACAGUACUACUAUAUAAACUUUGGGAAAUACAUCUGCUUGGCAUGGGGAUCUUUCCUGAUAUAGAACACAUUGUCAGUUGAUCAAAAGCUUUUCUUCCAUCAACUUGGCUGGCAUGGGGAGGACCUCUGCAUCAUUAGAGUCAUCUUGAAACCCGAAGUACCACUAUAUAAACUUUGGCACACCUCUUCCAAGGUGUCUGUUUCUGAGGAGCGCUGACUCUUGCUGGAAACCUGCAGCAGCAUUCCAACAGCUCUCUGAAACAAUAGCUUCGGGCCCCGUUGCUCUGAUUUAGAGCCCGCUGUUGAUCAAGCGCCUAUUAUAAAAUACAGAUUUGAUUCCAAGUCUCCAGUCCCAAAGGCUUCUUUGCAUGGAUUCCACCAGAGGAUAAAAGCGGAAUCCAUCUCCCCACUUUAGUCUUGUCACAAAACCCACCGAACGAGACAAUACAAGAUGGGAGAAGCCCAGCUGCAGAUAUGGGAACUUACUCUGUCCCAGUAGAAUUUUACCUUUUAGAACUAAUUCUAGGAAAGAUGGUUGUCCGUGACUCUCAAAAGAUGGUAUCGUGCCACUGAUAAUCUAAGAUACUCCUGGUUUACUUAACCACUGAAAUGUUUGUAGAUACUGAACAGAACUUAAUCUUACAGGGCUGGCGUGUCUACUCUGGCAAAGCUAUCUAAUCAGCAGAGUUUGGAAUCUAGUGUUAUACUCCAAUUCAGAAAAAUACAAGCCCUGAUCAUGUCAUAUGCUUCUACACCCAUGCGAGGUUCAAUUUGACCAUGGGAUUUGACUCUAGCACAUUUUUAUUUUAUUAUUUUUA